GAUCGGGUCCUCUCUAUCUCAGUCCUUUUCUAUGGUGUCUUCUGUGGGUCGCUCUAGCCUGCCAGGAAGCGGUGAGAUGCAGUGCCGGCCUUUCUAGGCUUCGGGAGACUACAGAGGCCGUCUCGCUGGUCGUGAGGUCGGCUAUGGGGUCCUUGCGCAAAACGCUGAUGGCAGUCGCAAUAGUCGGUGCAUGGGCUGGCGUGGGCUCCACACUCUUUGUCCUUGUGACCCCGGGAAAGGAGCAGGUUCAGGCGAUGCUGAAGGAAAUGCCGGGGCAGGACUUGAGGAGCAGGGAAGAGGCGGACAGGACCAAACAGUUAGUGCUGGCCACCCUGCAGGAGGCAGCUUCCACGCAGGAGAACGUGACCUGGAGGAGGAACUGGCUGAGCAGCGGCGGAGGCAGCGGGAAGUCACUGUGAGCUGGGACCUGCACUAGUGGGCCCUGGGAGCUCUGCUCUGGCGAAGGAGUCCGAGGCGGCCUUUCUCUUCCAUGGACCUGGCGGGGAGCCCGAGCCCUGGGAGCUGCCGCCAGGUGAGCGCUUCCCCCGAAACCUUGCACUGACUGCGCAUUCACGUUGUUAUCGCGUGCCUGCGCCGUAUGUGGCAAACUGAAGGAACCAGUAAAUCACGUUCCUCCAUCCAGA
Messenger RNA from Molossus molossus (Pallas's mastiff bat), 644 nucleotides. RefSeq names its product ubiquinol-cytochrome-c reductase complex assembly factor 3. NCBI's taxonomy places the organism in Eukaryota, Metazoa, Chordata, Mammalia, Chiroptera, Molossidae. The record is from RefSeq and is a predicted model, not a curated record. The transcript is spliced from 2 exons. Gene Ontology annotation, cellular component: mitochondrial inner membrane. Bases 144 to 419 code for a protein of 91 amino acids. Gene Ontology annotation, biological process: mitochondrial electron transport, ubiquinol to cytochrome c; mitochondrial respiratory chain complex III assembly.